Messenger RNA from Lichtheimia ornata, 3207 nucleotides. RefSeq lists its product as uncharacterized. The record is from RefSeq and is a predicted model, not a curated record. The transcript is spliced from 7 exons. Gene Ontology annotation, biological process: glycerophospholipid catabolic process. Gene Ontology annotation, molecular function: protein binding; glycerophosphocholine phosphodiesterase activity. NCBI's taxonomy places the organism in Eukaryota, Fungi, Mucoromycota, Mucoromycetes, Mucorales, Lichtheimiaceae. The coding region runs from base 1 to 3207 and encodes 1068 amino acids.
AUGAAGUUUGGCAAACAAAUCCAGAGUCAACAAUUCACAGAAUGGAGCGCGCAUUACUUGGACUACAAGGGCUUAAAGAAAUUCAUCAAUGCUCUCCUCAACGCACCUCCAGAACAAUACGGCACGCAGAUUACAACAGACGACGAUCGAUCCAAGCUUCUCCAGUCGCAAAAGGCAGCCUUCUUUUUCAAGCUGGAACGUGAGCUGGAGAAGAUCAAUUCAUUUUAUCUGCAAAAAGAAAACGAGCUCAAAGUACGAUUACGGACGCUGGUGGACAAGAAGAAGGUCUUGCAAACCGAUACACGACGUCUCAAGCAUGCAUCAACACUAUUCAACGCAAUACAAGAAGCAUUCAUUCAAUUUGAACAAGAGCUGAAUAAGAUCCAGAAAUACGUCGAGCUUAACAAUGAAGGGUUCCGAAAGAUCUUGAAAAAGUGGGACAAGCGAUCCAAAUCGACGACAAAGGAAUUGUACUUGUCACGGCAAAUCGACAUCCAGCCAUGUUUCAAUACUCAAUUCUUGUGUGAGCUUGCCGACAUUGCUUCAGCGAAUCGUAUCGAACUCAGCAACAUCCAAGCAGGUAUCCCUGUGCCUACAGCAACAUCAACACCACCUGAACAACAGCCUGCACAACCAGCUGAUGUCAUUGAUGAUCUGGAAAUUGAGCUUGUCAAAGCCGUAUCAAGUGGUCAGGCAACAUUGGUGCGAGAAGUAUUGGAUCGAAUUGCACAACAUCCUUCACCUGGUGAUGGGGAUCGGCUUUCACGUGUAUUUUGGCAUGCAUGUUCCGAAGCGCCACGAGAGAUUAUUGAUUUAUUGACGGGGACGAAUCUUGUGGAUUAUGGCUAUGUGGAUGAUAUCAAUGAACGAUCAUGCUUGCAUGUGGCAGCAAUGGCUGGAAGAAAGGAUCUCUUGGAAUUAUGUACGGAGCGUGGUGCCAAUGUUUUGGCGACUGAUGCAUAUGGACGUACAGCUCUACAUUAUGCGACAAUGAAUGGGUUCAGCGAUUGCGUUUCUUAUUUAUUGACACAAAACGCCGACAUUGAAGCACGCGAUCAUGAUGGAUAUAGCCCGCUCUUGUAUGCAGUCAUCAAUGGUCAUGCUACGUGUGUCGACAUUUUAAUCAAGGCUGGUGCGAACAUUGAGCCCAACCACGAUGGUGAUCACAUCCCUCUUUCACUUGCAUGUUACUAUGGUCAUACCGAUAUCGCCCUCUUGUUAUAUGAACGUGGUGCCAAAAACUUGCCGAAUGCAGAAUCACUUUAUCCGCUUCAUCUCGCAGCACGACAAGGACAUGUUGAAUUAUGCCGUAUGCUUGCAAAGAAUAAGGAUGAUCUCGAUGUGCCCGAUAAGUACAAUUCAUGGACACCGUUAUUCUGGGCAGCCAGCGAUGGACAUGCUGAAUGUGUAUCGAUUUUAAUUGAGGCAGGAUGCAAGGUGAAUGUGAAGGAUGAAUAUGGCAAGACAGCAUUGUAUUAUGCUGCAUGGGAAGGUGAAAUGGAUUGCGUCAAGCUCUUGAUCGAUGCUGGAUGCGAAGUGGAGCCCAUUUUGGAGAAUCGACCACCAACACAAUCAUUCAGCGAGCCAUCGGCCGACAAUGUUGAAGAACCAGAACAUGAAUUGGACGCCAUCCCAUCACUUUCUCUUCCACCACCCAUCAUCCCAUUCCGUAUCUAUGGUCACAGUUAUUUGGAUCGCAAAUACCAAGUCCAAAUCAGCCUUCAUCAGCCACCUAUACGACUUUACGACAAUACACAAAUCUCAUCCCUCAAGUUGAUUAUCGCUUCUAAGCCCGACACCGGCAUGAUCCCUCACAGCGUUAUUCUGCCACUCGUGGAUGAUCGAGAAAUCUUUAGUUUCCAAGUCGACAAGUUGGAUGAUUUCUUGCUUGAAUUUGAUAUUUUUGCUACGUUUGGAUCCAAAGUACUUGGAAGAGGUGUUGCAUUGCCAGAGACAUUCUCCUCUGUGGAUUUCACCAUUUUGGAAGGAUAUCGAACGAUCCCACUAUUGGAUAGCCAUCUCAAGGUUGUAGGUGAGCUGACAUAUGGAUAUUCGGUGGUCAAACCAUUUCGAGGUGUACAGCUUGAGAUUGGUGGCCGCAUCGAGACAUACUGGAAAUCUACGAACACCAUCAUGCCUUCAACUUCGGUAGCCAAUACAGCAACAACAACAACACCAACAGCCUCUGCAGCUUCUGGUUCCACAGCACGAAUCACUCCCGAGCCUACACAACAACAACAAUCAUCCGAUGUCACUUCAAGUAGUAGCAACAUAGCCUCAUCGUCAGCUGCCAUUCCAUCUUUUAUUACCGCAUCAUCAUUAGCGGGCGACUAUGUACGCGUGGUUGUGCAAUUGACUCGAGACAAUGUGCCUGUUGUAUUUGCCAAUUGGUUGAUACCUUUUGAAGGAUUGGAUUUGGCAGUGUCCGAUGUCACUUUUGACCAAUACAUUCAGCUUGGCACGAAGCUCAUGUCAUGUACAAAGGACCAUCAUCAGCAGCAGCAGCAAGAAAUGUGUCCUAUCACCGGCAAUAGUAUGAUUGUACAAAACACUGCAUCAGAGCCAUCCUUUUUAUCAUUGGAAUAUGUUCUUAGGCACCUGCCAAACAAUAUGGGUAUCCACCUUGAGCUCAAGUAUCCAACGGUGCGUGAACUCGAGAUCCACACCUUCUCCAAUAUCCAAGAUCGGAACGUCUUUGUGGAUACGAUUUUGCAAGCGGUCUAUGAUUAUGUGCGUUCUUUGCCAACGGGAUCCAGCAGUGCCAGCAUAUUCUUUUCGUCCUUCAAUCCAGCUAUUUGCACUGUCAUCAAUUGGAAACAACCAAACUAUGCUGUAUUCUUUAGCACUUAUUGCGGGCUCAAUAAGGAUGAUAUGACACGAGGUGUUAAGCGGCGUGUAUCAGAAGAUGCAUCAGUGGUCGAAGUGAGGCAUAAACCAAAGCAAGAUGUACGGACACGAUCUCUCAAGGAAGCUGUCAAAUUUGCAAAACGCAACAACUUGUUGGGUGUUAUUUGUGAAGCGUCACCAUUGGUGCGUGUGCCCUCAUUAAUCAAGAAUAUCAAGGAAAGUGGUUUAAUCUUGGUGUCUUUUGGACAAAUGAAUAUCGAUACACGCUAUCGCUCCAUUCAAGAACGACACGGUGUUGAUGCCAUGAUGAUACACGAAGUGGUCCAUUUUAACACGCAAAUGGCUGGUGCCGGUUUCUGA